AUGGCAUCCCAAAUUCAAUCUGUCCAAAAAUGGAAAUUUGAUGUAUUCUUUAAUUUUAGAUUGCAAGACUUGGGCACAAGCUUUGUUGCUGAACUUCACGAACAUCUGAAAGACAUGGGAAUCAACGUAUUCAGACCCGAUAUCAAGUAUGAAAGAGUAGAACAAAUUUCAACAAAAACCUUAGAAGCCAUCGAGGAGUCAAGGAUUGCCAUUACCAUCUUUUCCAAGGACUAUACUUCAUCCCGACGGUGCUUGGAAGAACUCACUAAGAUCAUGGAGUGCGUUGACAACAAGGGACAGGAAUUCUGCUUUGUCUUCUAUAAAGUUGAUCCAUCAGAUUACUUGUGGUCAACAGUCACUAUUGAGGAAGAUCUAAAGGGUUUUGAUUUGGAGAAGGUGCAGAGGUGGCAGGAUUAA
Molecule: messenger RNA, 417 nt
Organism: Solanum dulcamara
Lineage: Eukaryota; Viridiplantae; Streptophyta; Magnoliopsida; Solanales; Solanaceae
Product: protein PHLOEM PROTEIN 2-LIKE A8-like
Exons: 1
Coding region: 1-417 (138 amino acids)
Biological process (GO): signal transduction
Source: RefSeq, a predicted model, not a curated record